UCCCCGCCGCCCUCCUGCGCGCCGCCAUGAGCCGCUGCCCCGCGCUGCGCCUUCCGCGGGCCGCCGUCCAGCUGCGCCUGCGGCUCGGUGCCCCCGGGGCUGCGCGCUUCGGCGCGGGGCCGCGGACUGUGCAGAUCCGGGGCGCCGGGGCAGGGCGGCCCCGCAGCGUGCGCCUGGGCUGCGCGUCCGCCUUCUGGGGGGACACGGCGGCCGCAGUUCCUCAGCUCCUGUCUGGAGAGAAGCUGGAUUAUUUGGUGUUUGACUAUCUCUCAGAAAUAACCAUGUGCCUGCUCACUGCUGCCAAAGAAAAAUCUCCUAACUUGGGCUAUGUCCCUGAUUUCGUUCAGACUGCCAUGGCUCCCUAUAUAAAGGACAUUCAUCAACAAGGUGUCCGUGUGGUGAGCAAUGCUGGUGGCACCAACCCUCACGCGUGUGCGGCUGCCCUGGACCAGAUGGCCAGGAAGGCGGGUGUCGACUUGAAAAUUGCUGUUGUCACUGGAGACGACAUCUUGGGAGAGAAGGAGGCUCUGCAAAGGUCUGCCAUCAGCGAUAUGGAGAGUGGGCAGAAGUUUCCAGCCACCGUGAAAAGCAUGAAUGUGUACCUUGGAGCACAGCCCAUAAGCAGAGCCCUGGAGCUGGGUGCUGACAUAGUGCUGACGGGGCGUUGCGUGGACAGUGCUGUGGUACUGGGGCCUCUCAUUCAUGAGUUUGGUUGGAAAAUCAAUGAUUUUGAUUUAUUGGCAGCUGGAAGCCUUGCGGGCCAUCUCAUCGAAUGUGGUGCUCAGAGUACUGGUGGUAUAUUCACAGAUUGGCAUUUGGUGCCAGACUGGCACAAUAUAGGAUUUCCUGUUCUGGACUGUUUUCCGGAUGGGCGGUUCACCCUCUCCAAACCUCCUGGCACAGGGGGCUUGGUCUCCUUUGGCACAGUGGCAGAACAGCUAUUGUAUGAAAUUGGUGACCCCCAGCAUUUCCUCUUACCUGAUGUAACUUGUGACUUUUCUCAAGUUACCAUUACUGAGAUUCCAGGUAUUGAAGGUGGAGCAGUACAGAUUCAAGGAGCAAAGGGAUCUCCUCCUUCUUCCUUUCUUAAGGUGAGUGCUUGCUACCAUGAUGGUUUCAGAGCCACCGCAGUCUGCAUGCUGGGAGGGCCCAGAGCAAGUGAAAAGGGAAGGAGAACUGCGGAGAGUAUUUUGAAGAGAACCCGCCUUAUGUUUGAAGAAGCUGGCUUGGAAGAUUAUAGUGAAGUUCAUGUUCAAAUUUUAGGAUCUGAAGAAACAUAUGGAGCACAAGCCAAAGCACAUUUAAAUGGAGGUCCUCGAGAAGUUGUCCUUUGGCUGUCGGUACAUCACAAACAGAAGAAAGCAGUGGAAAUCUUUUCCAGAGAAGUUGCGCCCGCUGGGACUGGAAUGGCACCUGGCUUGACAGCAGCAGUGGGAGGUCGUCCAAAAGUAUCUUCCGUUCUAAAACCAUUUUUCUUCCUGUACCCCAAAAAGAAGAUUAAGAUUGAUAUCCACAUUAAUGGAGAACAUGUUGAAAGCUUUAAGGAAGAUUCCAUCUAUGAACUGGACAUGUUGGCUUCACCAAAUUUACCCAAGAUAGAGGAUGAUGUAAAAGGCAUGUUCAGGGCUGGGUAGUGGAACCCCCAGUUGGGUGCCCAAGUUACAGUUUGCAAGGAUCUGGAUUAAAACCCUCAUUCCCCGCCUGCAGGGAGAAGCUUCUCAAGCUGUCAAGCAGAGCUGUAGACGUUUCUCUUUCUUCCUCCCUCUCUAUCUCCCCCUUCCCUUUCAAUUUCUCUCUGUCUCUAUCGAUAAGUAAAUAGAAUAUAAAGAAUGUAAAGUGUUAAAGAAAGGGGUGUAUGCUCAUUUUCUCUACAUGGUGUUUUCCACCAGAGCAGUUAUCCUCUCCAGUGCUUCACUGCUGAUCUUUGUUGCGUUAGUUUUUGGUGUGUAGAUGAAGUGAUGUGGCCGUUAUGUAGGGCGCCUUGGCAGAAAAUGCUGUUGCGACUGAUCUGAGGUCAGGGCAUGGGUGUGGUGCAGAGGAAGGUUUUGCUCAGGCUUGACAGCCAAGUAGGUUGGAUCCAUAGAGGAAAACACAGAUCUCGCAAUUCUAGUCAUCUUGACUUUUUCUUGAUGACUGCAUCAGAGGGAGUGGUGGGCCAUCACAAAGUGGGUAGCUAGAAUUUUAAGAGACAAGAUUGCUAAGAAAUGAUUUUUAUCCCAACUGGAAGCAGAUGUAACACUCUAGGAGAGGUAAGCAGAAAGUCCAGAAAAGGCAAGUAUAUUAAGGGAAAUAGUCAUGAAUAGAAUAUUUGACUUGGCAAGAGAGUUUUAGAAAGCUGUCUUCUAGAGAUUCAGCCUUAGGAAGUGAAAAUAACCUCUUUAACAAUUGAAUAAUUCCCCAACAUUUUAUCCUUUGCCUUUUCAAUGUUUUGAAAUAAAAAAGGAAGGAAAGAAA
Molecule: messenger RNA, 2454 nt
Organism: Erinaceus europaeus (western European hedgehog)
Lineage: Eukaryota; Metazoa; Chordata; Mammalia; Eulipotyphla; Erinaceidae
Exons: 16
Coding region: 27-1634 (535 amino acids)
Source: RefSeq, a predicted model, not a curated record